AUGGAGCGUGGCGGGAUCGAGCAGCCACCGGCCGGGGCUCCGCAGAUAGAAACAGAUGACCAUACAGCCCUGGUUAGUAAGCCCAGGAAUAAAGGAAGAAAUGGUGAUCUGGCAUCAGCUGGAUUUAACAUUAUCAACUCCAUCAUAGGAUCAGGUAUUAUAGGACUUCCCUAUUCAAUGAAAGAAGCUGGUUUUCCUUUAGGAGUACUGCUUCUGUUUGGGGUUGCCUAUAUCACAGAUUAUUCCAUUAUAUUACUGAUCAAAGGAGGAAAUCUCUCUAGUACCAACACCUAUCAAGAGCUGGUCAGAAAAACAUAUGGUUUUUUAGGUUAUCUAAUUCUUUCAACUCUUCAGUUUUUAUAUCCAUUUAUUGCUAUGAUUAGUUACAACAUAAUAACUGGAGACACUUUAACUAAAGUGUUCUUGAGAAUUCCUGGAGUUGGAUCAGAAAAUGUGCUUGUUGAUCGUCGCUUCAUAAUUCUUUUUACCACUAUCAUCUUUACCUUGCCUUUAUCUUUGUAUCGUGACAUAGCAAAAUUGGGAAAGGUAUCUCUUGUUUCUCUGCUUUUAACUGUUGUCAUCCUGGUUAUUGUGAUGGUGAGGACAGUAACGCUCAGUCCACAGGUACCCAAAUCAGAAAAUGCGUGGAUAUUUGCAAAAUCAGAUGCAAUACAGGCCAUUGGGGUGAUGUCUUUUGCAUUCAUCUGCCACCAUAACAGCUUUUUAAUAUAUGGCUCUCUGAAAGAACCCACAUUAAACAACUGGUCUCGAAUCACACAUGUGUCUGUUUUACUUGCUGUUGUUAUCAGUGUACUGUUUGCUGCAUGUGGAUACAUGACUUUUACAGGAUACACAGAAGGAGAUAUAUUUGAAAACUACUGUAGAGAUGACAACCUUGCUACGUUUGGAAGGUUUUGUUAUGGAGUUACUGUAAUUCUGACCUUCCCUCUAGAAUGUUUUGUCACUAGAGAGGUGAUUGCCAAUGUAUUUUUCCACGGGGGCCUCUCAACGGUUUUCCAUAUUGUUGUGACAGUAAUGAUCAUUGCUGUGGUGACUGGUGUAUCAUUAGUGUAUGAUUGCCUUGGAAUAGUUUUAGAGCUCAAUGGAGUUCUGAGUGCUACCCCACUUGUUUUUAUCAUCCCAACAGCGUGUUAUCUAAGGCUGUCUGAAGAGCGAUGGAACCAUUCAGAUAAUCUCAUCUCCUGCCUGAUCCUUGCUGUGGGUGUGCUAGUGAUGACAGCUGGGUUUGUUUUGACUAUCUUGCAUCCCCAGGAAUGUAGCCAUGGAAAAGAAAUGUUCUACUGCUUUGCUAGUAAUGUUUCUUCUCACAACAGUACACUUCCCCCAUAG
Molecule: messenger RNA, 1350 nt
Organism: Centrocercus urophasianus (Greater sage-grouse)
Lineage: Eukaryota; Metazoa; Chordata; Aves; Galliformes; Phasianidae
Gene: SLC38A11
Product: solute carrier family 38 member 11
Exons: 12
Coding region: 1-1350 (449 amino acids)
Biological process (GO): amino acid transmembrane transport
Molecular function (GO): amino acid transmembrane transporter activity
Source: RefSeq, a predicted model, not a curated record